AAUUCUAUUGCAUUAAAACUAUUAUAAAGUUUGCAGUUCAAUGCUUGGUUCUCACAUUUGCGCAAAUGUAUUUGUUUGUCCAUUUGGCUUGAAUAGAGGAAAAAGAAAGCCUACAAAACCGACGUAUUACUUCGAGACGUUGGAAACUACGCUGAGAGCGGAGGUGAGGGUGGGUUGCAGGAGCGCAUCAUGGACCGCUAGAGGAGCUGGCAGCCACCUGCCUCCCGGACGGACCACCUGUAGCAUCCACAUGGCACAUUCCACGGAUGGGACCAAAGACCGGAGAGAAAGCGAAAGUGGUGUGUCCGUUGGAACCAUAAUGGAAAACGGGACGGUCGGCACGGAUUCCACCGCGCCCCCUGGCCCAUACGUCCAGAUCCACCGUGAGCCCUGCCUCUCCCAGCAGUCGGUGCCCAGCUACAAAGCCUCCGCCUUGCGCUAUGGAAGCCCGCUGUGUCGCCGCGACGACCAGGACCGCCACAGCCUGGCCUCCCAGGACUCCGGCAUUCCCACGCUGGAGAUCAGCCAUCCCGAGCACAUCCACGCCCACCCGCGUCCCGGGGAGUGUGGCUUCCCCCCGGGGUCGGACGCCCGCGACCAGGGCCCCGCCACCCUCCCUCUGGACCAGUCCGGCGACAGCGCGUGCCUCCACAAGUCCUCGACCUUCCCCCGCAGCGGCUACGACUCUGUGCGCCUCUUCAGCCCGGCCCCGAGGUCCGGCGCUGGUGGCAUGUCGGUCACCACCCCAGGGAUGGGCGGUGUCGGAGGCGGGGCCCUUAACCGCAGCGAUGACAUCUCUGUGUGCAGUGUGUCGAGCUUGAGCACGGAGCUCUCGGCCACGCUGUCGGCGUCCAACGAGGACAUCCUGGACUUCAUGGUCACCUCCGACUCCAGUGCCAUCGUCACCCUGGAGACUGACGAGGGCUGCGCCGCCCACUUCUCGGACGUCACGCUGUCUUCGUCGCCGGGCAAUGACAUCAGAGGGGAUUUGUGGAGCCCGCGGCGGAGACAGCCGGGGCCAGGAGACGAGGGCCGACCGCGGAGACUAGGGCCGCUGGCUAGCUUCUUCAGCAGGAGUCUGUUUGCCAGGAAGGGCAAGGAGCCUGGGCCACUGGAGCAGAAGGAUCCUGGCUGGAAGCUGUUUGGGAAAGUCUCCGCUAAAGAGGGCUCGGUGAAAAUGCUCAAGGAAUGUGAAACUAAGAGCAGCCGAGAUGGACCCAGUCUCAGUCCUCCUUCAGCCAGACAGAGUGUGAGGAGGAACCUGGACUUCGAGCCUCUCUCCACUACAGCCCUUAUCCUGGAGGACCGUCCCUCUAAUCUACCAGCCAAGCCUGCUGAAGAGGCUCAGAAACACAGACAACAGUAUGAAGAGAUGGUUGCUCAGGCCAAGAAGAGAGAGCUCAAGGAGGCCCAAAAGAGGAGGAAGCAGCUGGAGGACCGGUGCAAGCUGGAGGAGAGGAUCGGCAGCGCCGCCCAGACCUGGAACCAGGAGAUCCUGCCCAACUGGAGCACCACGUGUACGACCCGGUGGGUCCGAGAUCUGUGGUGGCAGGGCGUGCCCCCAAGUGUCAGGGGAAAGGUCUGGAGCCUGGCGGUGGGCAAUGAGCUGAACAUCACCCACGAGCUGUACGACAUCUGUCUGGCCAGGGCCCGGGAGAAGUGGAAGACCAUGCCGUCUGCUGCGCCCGCGGAACCUGAGACUGACGAUGCUGGUUCAUCCCUGGCUGAUAGGGAGGCCAGUCUGGAGCUGAUCAAGCUGGACAUCUCCAGAACCUUCCCCCAUCUCUGUAUUUUCCAACAGGGAGGUCCAUACUACGACGUGUUGCACAGCAUCCUGGGAGCUUACACUUGCUAUCGGCCAGACGUGGGCUAUGUGCAGGGGAUGUCAUUCAUCGCGGCGGUGCUGAUCCUCAACAUGGACACGGCAGACGCCUUCAUAGCUUUCGCCAACCUGCUGAACAAACCCUGUCAGAUGGCCUUCUUCAGAGUGGACCACAGCCUUAUGUUGACGUACUUUGCAGCAUUUGAAGUGUUCUUUGAAGAAAACCUACCAAAGCUGUUUGCACAUUUCAAGGAAAACAAGUUGACCCCUGAUAUUUAUUUAAUUGACUGGAUCUUCACCCUAUACAGUAAGUCCCUGCCGUUGGACCUGGCGUGCCGGGUCUGGGACGUCUUCUGCCGCGACGGCGACGAGUUCCUGUUCCGGGUCGCCCUGGGCAUCCUGCGCAUGUACGAGGACGUUUUGACCCGCAUGGACUUCAUCCACAACGCCCAGUUCCUCACCCGGCUGCCCGACCUCAUCCCCUCUGACCAGCUGUUCUCCCACAUCCACGCAGUCCACAUGACCAGCAGGAACAGGAAAUGGGCACAGGUUCUUCAGGCCAUACAGAAGGAGCAGGAGCGGAACAGUCCGGUCCUGAAACGCUGAGUGCCGUGGACAUCCCGGAGAUGAGAAACACAGACACUAGCUCAUUGUCCGACCCCCGUACCCUACCUGACUAUGGAGCCCCGGGCACCAGUCCAGAUUAGGCUGUGUGUGAGGGCAGUCCACGGGGACCCCCAGGGACCCUCCGGGCCAGGGACAAGCACUCCAGGCCGGGGACAACCAGCUACUGUGCUCCCCCUAGACCUGGCCCCUGCAGGUUGGGAACAGACUGGGCUGAGGGGUGACGAGGCCUUAUUUUACCCCCCCCCCCCACCAGACAAAUCUGUGCCCCCUGCCCCAGUGUUAAACCAGGCUGAGGAAGAAGGAUAAAGGGGUCUCUUUACACUCCCACCAAUUGCUAGCAGGGACUGUAGUUCCCAAUUGGGACCCCACCCCCCCCCUCCACUAUUUCCUACUUUCUCUUUGACUCUUUUUCCUGCGUCUCCCUCCCUCUCGUCUCCCUCUACUCCAGGACUCAGUGGUCGUUGGCCCCUUCUGCAGGUCACCUGAGGUUUUUACUGUUAUUCUGUGUUUUGUUUGAUGUGAUGUGGCUUUGACGCUUUGUUUUAUUGGUUUUCUGUUUGUUUGUUCUGUCGAUUUGUUAAUUAUUUUUUCCGUACCAUUCCACGAACUACCGGGUUCCCAACAAGUAGCCUUUGGCUUUUUUUGAUUUAAGAAGAACGGUUCAUCAACUUGAAAUGAGAUAUUAUAAUUAUUAUUUGUUCUUAUGAAUGUACAGCGUAAAUGGAACAUGUAUUUUUUGAGUGUCCAGAAAUGUUAAAGGCCCUGCAAUAUUACAGUUCACUUUAAAAGAAAGUUUUACCAACUUCUUCACAGAGGAACUAAGCCGCCUGAAGAAAUAAAUGAAUAUUUAACGAUGUCCUUUCCUAAUGUGCUUUUAAGCUAAACCUGCUGAGGGGGAUUUUGACCAUAGUCUGGGACACAGUGACACCAUAUUGCUGAACUCUAUAUCACGGUCUCUCUGGUGUCCUUUUGUUUUGGCACAUUUCAUUUUCUCAUUGGGAUGAAUACCUAGUCUUUCUUUGCUUCUCUUCUUGAAUGUCAUCAGUUAGUAGGAAGAUCUCUCCUUGUCCAGCACUGUAGUUUUAUUUAACACAUUCUGAUGAUGAAGGAAGAUAAAUAGAUUUCAGCUAAUAUAAUAAGCUUUACAGGUUUUGCAGCCCCCCCCCCCACACCAUGAUUGAGUGUAGUGUCCGGGAAGCGUGACUGGUCAGUGAUGGUCUUAUGUUGUACUGCUGUGGUUAACGGGUCGUGGCCGUCGUCCCUGUUUGGUCCCAGUAUGUAUUGGAUGUGAUCACUCUGGUGCCGUCACCCAACUGGAAUCUGUUUUACUUCGUGGUGUGUCCGUGGCGGCGUGUCCGUGGCAGCCUCACCCACAGUAUGGCGAGGACCUGUGUAAGGACCUCGGCUCCUCGUUGUUUCGAACUACCUGAACACCUGAAUCAGCCUCUGUUUAGGGGCGUUAAGGCUCUGUGGGAGAACCCUCUGGUGUGCCGUUCUCCGAUAUUACCGCUGCUUAUGCGUCUGCCGGCAUCACUGCCUACCAAAAAUCAAUUACUUCAGAAGAUGAUGUAUUUGAACCUGUUCCAAAAGCAUUUUUGCUUUUACAUUUGCAUACUCUGCGUGCAGUGUUGAAGCAGCAGUAGUAACAGGAUGUCAGUCAUAUCCCCAUUGUUUAGGUUGUUUCACAAACCUCAUGCCCUGUGUAAGAACUUCUGAUCACGGUAUGAAAAAUAACUCCACUCCGCCCCCACACACACUCUCUCACACACACACACACACACUUUCCCUAUGUGGUAAAUGCCGCAGAACUGCAAUAAAGCAUUUUUCACAAU
Molecule: messenger RNA, 4281 nt
Organism: Esox lucius (northern pike)
Lineage: Eukaryota; Metazoa; Chordata; Actinopteri; Esociformes; Esocidae
Gene: tbc1d14
Product: TBC1 domain family, member 14
Exons: 14
Coding region: 41-2428 (795 amino acids)
Source: RefSeq, a predicted model, not a curated record